Guyanagaster necrorhizus is the source of this 779-nucleotide messenger RNA. RefSeq lists its product as uncharacterized. Lineage: Eukaryota; Fungi; Basidiomycota; Agaricomycetes; Agaricales; Physalacriaceae. The coding region runs from base 164 to 661 and encodes 165 amino acids. The record is from RefSeq and is a predicted model, not a curated record. The transcript has 6 exons.
CUUCUAGCCCUAACUCGACACCCUUCCAUCUUGUCCGCAAUCCUUUAUCAUGCGAAAAGCUUGUGGAAACGGCUGCUCCGAGGAUUUAUGACGACGGCUGGGAUGCGUGCAGCUCGUACGUGAUGAACAUAUCCUCAUCGAUUUCUCUCCGUUAGACUUUUACAUGCGUAGGUUGCAUCGGUCUUCUACUUCUGAAUUGACUGCAGCAUUUAAAGAACGUAAGGAGUCGACAAGUCUCCAUUCAAAUAUUAUCAAAUGGCGGGAGGGUAUCCCCCGUGGCUGUCCCUCUAAUGAAAACAACUUGGAAUACUGGGAGCUCAUCGGUCCGAUGUCCUCGUCCCCUUUGUUCAUGACCACUUAUCCAACUAGCACGUCAUUUCUGACGACUCCUCCACCUUCUGUCAGCUUUCGACGUCCUGUCCACAUAUCGCACUCCGCUGUCGGCUCUCUGGUUCACAAUGUCGGGGAACAAUUCCAAUCAGAGGAUCUAGAAACAUGCGAUGGCCUCGAUGGUACCGGAAGCUCUGAUGAAUACGCGCGAUCUGAUUUUGGCACGGAAUGCACGGUAGUCGACGACUCGAGAAUGGGUUUCGGACCUUUGUUAACCUUAGUCGCCCUCUGUAUCAUCAUCUGGUCGCUCCCACAGAGGGCUAUAAUUUAGCGGCUUCGUCUUACUACGUGACCUCAGAACCAUCGGAUCCCUCUCCGUGUUUCAAACUCAGUCUUUGUAUGAACCAGUUGCAGAUUGCCCCUUAUCUCAUUGCACCCGAUCAACACCA